GUUAAAAGAUUGUGAUUUUCAUUGCUGGACUUCAGUUGUUGCUGUCAAGCUUUUGCACGAGGUGAUAUUUGUCUGAGGGGAUGGGCAGGGAUGAGGAUCUGUUCUUCGAGAGUGCGAUGAGACUGACCCUUGAGGCCGCACAGGUCAUGAGGAGUUCAAUCGUAGCUGAUAAAACAGUGAAGGAAAAACAGGGCGACUGGGAUCUGGUGACAGAAUAUGAUCGUGCAAUAGAGGACAUAAUCGUUGGAAAAUUAAAGCAACAAUUUCCCACGCACAAAUUCAUCGGGGAAGAAUCAACUGGGAAUGACAUUCCACAGUUGACAGAUGACCCCACCUGGAUCAUCGACCCAAUAGACGGUACCAUGAACUUCAUCCACGGCUUCCCUCACACCUGUAUCGUCAUUGGCCUGUCGAUCUCCAAAGAAAUGAGAAUUGGAAUAGUAUACAAUCCUAUUCUAGAACAGCUCUUCACUGCGCGGAAAGGGAGAGGAGCCUUUCUGAAUGGAAAACCUAUCAGGACCUCUAGGGUCAAUGAUAUCUCGAAAGCUAUGAUUUGCUUGGAGACAGGCUUCUUGAAAGUCAACAGCCUACGAAGUAGAAUGUUGGAGAGAAUCAAGAUGGUUUCGGCAAAAACUCAAGGCUUGAGAACCCUUGGCUCAGCUGCUAUAACCCUCUGCUACAUUGCUCUCGGGGUGGUCGAGGGCUAUCAAAUAGAGGGACCUGGAAUUUGCACUUGGGAUAUUGCAGCACCGUCCUUGAUUAUUUCCGAAGCCGGUGGACUUGUUGUCGAUCGUGUAACCGGGAAACUCGUGGACUUAAUGCAUCCACGAGCGAUUGGAGCGUGCAAUGAGAAAAUUGCAAUGGAGCUGAGGAAGAUUAUCAAUGAAGCGGAUGAGAGAAUAGAAGCCGAGGAGAAUUGACGAAUUAUAAUUUUUUAUAUUGAGAAAAUCAUUCGACUUGACGAUUAAAUAUUUGUAACGGUAUUUUAUCCCAGACAUUGGAAUUAGUAUUUUCUUGUAGAGAAGAAUGGAUCAGAAUAAUUUUCCUGUUUGGGAUUUU
Messenger RNA from Diachasmimorpha longicaudata, 1059 nucleotides. RefSeq lists its product as uncharacterized. Gene Ontology annotation, biological process: signal transduction; inositol metabolic process; phosphatidylinositol phosphate biosynthetic process. The record is from RefSeq and is a predicted model, not a curated record. Gene Ontology annotation, molecular function: inositol monophosphate 1-phosphatase activity. Lineage: Eukaryota; Metazoa; Arthropoda; Insecta; Hymenoptera; Braconidae. The coding region runs from base 81 to 920 and encodes 279 amino acids. The transcript has 6 exons.